GUCUGGUAUCGCACCAGUGUCUACAACAACUAGAAUGAUAAGCUUUUAUCAAUGGUAUUACCAAUUCUAGAAAAAGUUCCAUAAGCAAUAUUGAUUGCCUGCCGAGCGCAUAGUUCCCAUUUGAAAGUCGAACAGAAUGUCUGUCCAUAGUUGGUUACACUACAGCCACGGCUCCUUGCCGCAAGACGCCGUUGCUGCUGGUCAUGACUCCGAUGGCGAUACCAUAUUUAUCGGGCGUGCCUUCUACAACAACGACAUGUUGCCAGCAAAGAUCAUACCGAACAAGGGCAAGGCCUACGUGGCUUAUGCCGGCCAUGAGGUGGAGCUGGAGAACUAUGAAGUGCUAAGUGGUCACAACUAUGUGUGGUUACCCGGUGCAAAUGGCGAAGUGCCAAUCGGUGCCGUUCCAGUGGGUCGCAAUGUGGAUGGCGAGGAAUUGUAUGCCGGACGCGGCUACCAUGGCGGCAGCCUAACAGUGGGCAAGGUACAUCCCUCACAUGGCUGCCUGUACAUACCCUACGACUCGGAGGAGGUCAAGAUCUUUGAGUACGAGGUUCUGUCGCGCCUCAUGCGAUAAGCGUUUGUUAACAAAUGUUUUUACAUAGGUAGAUUUUGUACAAUAAACUGAAACUUUUAUAGAA
This is a messenger RNA of Drosophila montana, 641 nucleotides long. Its product is annotated as natterin-3. The transcript has 2 exons. The coding region runs from base 137 to 577 and encodes 146 amino acids. The record is from RefSeq and is a predicted model, not a curated record. Lineage: Eukaryota; Metazoa; Arthropoda; Insecta; Diptera; Drosophilidae.